This is a messenger RNA of Exophiala mesophila, 2078 nucleotides long. RefSeq lists its product as uncharacterized. Gene Ontology annotation, molecular function: acyltransferase activity, transferring groups other than amino-acyl groups. NCBI's taxonomy places the organism in Eukaryota, Fungi, Ascomycota, Eurotiomycetes, Chaetothyriales, Herpotrichiellaceae. The transcript has a single exon. Bases 701 to 1729 code for a protein of 342 amino acids. The record is from RefSeq and is a predicted model, not a curated record.
UCUGAACGCCGAGACUACUGGUCGCUUCCCCUUCACAAAAUUACCUCGCCGACGACAAGAAAAUUAUCGUUGCAGCAAGCGAAAGAAAAAGAAAAGAGCAAAUAUGCAGGUCACUUGUGCAACUACCCAACCCACGCGGGUCCCCUGCUGGCUUUUGUGAAGACCCUGUUGAGUCGGUCGGCACCGCCACCUGUGCAACAUUCGAACCUUAUCGCGACUCACCUCAGGUCUCGGUCGCGACUCUGGCCGUUGGAUUAGGUUGAGGUUAGGUUGCCCUUCACUUUUUGCUUUUGCACGUUGCGGGUACUGCUUGGAGAUCCUCCCAGGACUCCAUACUCGCCUACACGCUACGCAAGUCUCAGGGGCACAGCAGCGUUAUCUAGGUCACCCUGGUUGAACCUCUGACACCUUUCUCGCGGUCACCCCAGGGUCCUGGUCGAUGGUCAUGCCUCAAGGAUCAUGACAAGUGAGGGGAACCUGGACUUGAGAUAAAGCAUCAACGUGGUGUUGUGGAGAUCUUGAGACCUAGCCAUCUGACUUUCAGAUACAGCCUACAAUACAAUACAAGAGGACAGGUAACUCUGAGGUGCAGGAGACACGUGAGGCCCACCGCUCUAAGACUCUUCUAGAGCCUAUAGCCUGCCCGUCCGCAUUGUCACCUCCUCCGAGAGCGGUAUUUGUCAAUCGUCCAGUGGCCAAAAUGGCCACUACUGCAGGAACCGCCACAAGGACAGGAACGACAGGAACGACAGCGGCCCCCAAGAUCGACAGCAUUGAGUCAACCUCCUCAUCAACCCUCCAAUCCAAACCCCGACCAUAUACUCUCCGACGAGCUCAACUGUCAGAUCUGUCACCAGCAGCACGCACUGUAUCACUGGGCUUUUGGGACGAUGUUCUGUUCGGCCGCUUAAUCCACCCGUUCCGGAACUCUUAUCCUUCCCACGUGGACAAGUACUGGUAUCGCAAGUUCAUCGUUGAUUACUGGGACUGGAGCCAUGUCAUGCUCGUCACCACCGAACCUGCGGCGGGAGACUCCUCGGCCGGUGGAAAGCCAGAGAUUGUGACCGGCUUUGCACAUUGGAGUCGCAUCGCCCCGAGUCGACAGGUCAACUACAAGGCGAGUUGGGAUCUACCUUGGUGGGACCCAAGGAGGAUAUUGAAACCGGUAUUCGCGUUGUUCUCACGUCUUCUUGGCAUAAUUUCACCCAAUCGUGCCGUUUCCAAAACCCAUGAGACCAUCCUCGAACAGUCUUAUCAUUUCCUGGAUCACAUUUGGACUGGGCCUCGGUCCGAGUCUUGGUAUCUUGAAUGCAUCGCCGUCCACCCAGAUUAUCAAGGUCGUGGACAAGGUCGUGCGUUGGUACAGUGGGGAUUGCAAAAGGCACGCGAAGAAGGUAUUGCCUGUAGUGUCAUCUCUGCUGAAGGUAAGGAGACAUUCUACGAAAGGUGUGGCUUCGACAGUGGUCCAGUGGCAAGAUCCGGCGAAGGUGGGUUGGAAAACCCAUUGAGAGAGGUAGAGGGCGGCAUCUGCUUCUUCAAAGACAAGGACGGGGUAGUCGUCAAAGACAGAGUGUUGGGAGAUUGGACUUAUGGUCCAGGCGAUUACGAUUGGGUUGCUUGGACGCAGAGAGUAGAAAAGAAGUCGGGGGAGGAUCAAAGCGACGGUGACCAAGCUCCUGUUGGCUGGAAAACCGAGGCUGGUUCACCUUGGAGCUGGAGAGAGGUCUGAGAUUCUCAAGUUGUCUUGCAAAUCCUUGGAUUGUCAAAGAGGAGAACCAUGGCAGGUACUGUUCGACGAUACGGGCUGUCGGAGCCAUGUAAUCUCAACUUCAACUACAUCGGUAGAGUCGAGGGCAUUGUUUCGCCUGGAGCGAGUAAUAUUGACCCCACGACAUGUAUCAACAAGAGAGCAUCAACGUCCUGGUGGCGGUGGCUUCUCAAGACCUACCACGUGGGGAGAACGCCACGAUGUACUGACACGCGCAGACAUCUAUCAUCACCCACGUUGUCGUCGUCGUCGACGUCGACACGAUAGACGUUUCACAUGUGUUAAUCGGCUAUUCCUGAGGUAUGAUGAG